AUGCGGGCGAUAGAGGAGAAGGCGGCCAGAAAAGCGCAAUGGCGAAGGCAGAGCAGCGUGAGUACUCGGGCGCGGCACGGCUAGAUCAUGGGAAGCGCACUCAACUUGCUUCGGUUGCCGCACCGCUGGUUACCUCCCAGUCCUCAUCCUUCAUCGACUCCCUCUCCCUUGAAGUCACUGCUGGUCUGGGUGGAGAUGGAUGCGUAGCGUUCUCUCGCGAGAAGUACGUCCCAUUCGGUCCGCCUUCAGGCGGAGGCGGAGGGCGCGGUGGAGAUGUGUACGUGCGAGCAGUCUCGCAUCUAAGAUCUCUUGCGCGAGUGCCCUCUCGAGCGGAAGGAGGUGCAGGCGGGCAUGGAAAAGGAGAAUGGAUCGUCGGUAGCAAAGGCAAGGACAUUACACUCAGCGUUCCGGUGGGCACUGUAGUCACUGUGGAAGGCAUCGAGGAUGACCCACUCGAGCCAAAGGACGAACUUAGGAUACUACGCUCAGAGUAUGAGCAUGGUCUCAUGCGCAAGUAUGAACGCCGGUUCCAGCGCGUGUAUCAACCCAGACGACCUCGGCCACCACAAUUUGUGCCUCGUAGCGCGCCGGAUCACAACGAAGAGUCAGGCAGCGAAGACUUUUAUGUAUAUCUUGACAAAGGGGCUUCGCCCAAACAGGAGACUGCUGAACAAAGUAGUCAGUCAGCCGGAAGAAGAAGUCUUGAGGAGGGAUUUGUGGAGGAGGAGGGCGCGUCCAAGGGUCACAAAAGGGAUACUGCGAAGCGAGAAGUUAGCCCUGAUCAGGACCUGGAAGAGAGAUCACGCGUGCUGCCCUUCCAUCAUGACGUUGGCCAUCCGUUCCAACCUUCACGAGCUGCACAAGACUCGCAAGCUGCACAUCAGGCGGGACAUGAUGCUGACGAGAUCACUCCCGAGUACUACGACGAGGCAAGUUCUGAUAUGGGACUACCGUCAAUGCCCCUGCCUGUGCCCGAAGAAGCUGAAGCUGGAGCAGCUCUGCUGUCUCCUCGCGAGCUCGAAGCUGCGCGGCAGGAGGAGGAAGAGAAGGCUUCCAUCGCUGCAGAAGAGAGGAUACGUCGUGAUGCUGCAUGGAGACAUUACCCCGGCUCGAUAAGUGGACAGAGCUCGCCAGGUACCGCAGCUGAUGUCAUCGAGGACAGCGAAUCUGACGUUGCUACUCUAAGGCAACAAUUUAAGGCUGCAGAAGAGAGGCUGGCAUUGGCGCUCUUGAAGCGCAGGUAUUCAGAUACAAAGGAAGCAGCUUCGCAAUCGCGUCACAACUCGUCGCUCGGCUCGGAGAAUGCCAAGAAGAUCAUCAGAGCUUAUGAUCUGGAUGAGCCUACUGCUGUCGAUUCUCCCGGGAUGCUGGUUGCACAAGGAGGUUUCGGCGGAUUUGGGAAUCCAUUCUUCCUGAGCACAGGAGCCAUCUCACGGUCUCCUAAAUUUGCCACCCGAGGCUCGCAUGGCGAAAGGGUCCGCCUGUCUUUGGAGCUCAAAUGUCCUGCUGAUGUCGGGCUAGUAGGGCUGCCCAACGCGGGCAAGAGCACGUUACUGAGGGCGCUUACAAGCGCAGGCAGAUCUGGGGAUGCAAAUGCCAAGGUGGGCGGAUACGAAUUCACCACUCUCAGUCUAAACGUUGGCGUUCUGCGCCUUGCCCAUGAUGGAUCACUGCUAGGAAGCGGUACGGGCAUCAUUGGCGAGUCAGAGCCCUUGGGUCUUCUCACUUCCGGUGCAGUGCUCAAGAAGCGCUUUCAGCCUCGUGCCGCAAUUGCUGCUCCAGAAGGAAUUGCUAAUACUGGUGUUCGAGAAGAAGUGGCCAGGCUCACCAUUGCAGAUCUUCCUGGUCUGAUAUCUGGUGCAUCCGACAACAAAGGGCUAGGGCACCUGUUCUUGCGCCACGCCGAACGGUGCAGGGCCUUAGUGUACGUCGUCGAUGUCUCGGAGAAGAGUCCUGCGCCAUGGGAGGAGAUCGCCACAUUGCAACACGAGUUGGAAGCCUACUCGCCAGGCUUGAGCAAUAGAUGCGCCAUCGUGGUCGCCAACAAAUGCGAUGCCCUCGGACCCGAGAGUGAGGCUCACAGCCAGGUCGCAGCUUAUGACACGAGCCCAGGAUCGCCCAACCUUCAGGCGCUCCGCUCCUCGGCGGCUGAAGCUCGCCAAAAAUUGUCAAUUCUACAACGGAAAGUUGCGCAGCUGCACGGCGGUAGAGCCUUACCAGUUGUGCCGAUCAGCGCGAAACAUCGACUUGGAGUCGAAUCUCUCGCUCAGCAAUUCAACGUGGCGGUCAAGCGUGCUGAGCAUACGGCAUGA
This is a messenger RNA of Ceraceosorus bombacis, 2312 nucleotides long. The record is from the annotation of a GenBank genome assembly. NCBI's taxonomy places the organism in Eukaryota, Fungi, Basidiomycota, Exobasidiomycetes, Ceraceosorales, Ceraceosoraceae.